Molecule: messenger RNA, 1017 nt
Organism: Miscanthus lutarioriparius
Lineage: Eukaryota; Viridiplantae; Streptophyta; Magnoliopsida; Poales; Poaceae
Source: the annotation of a GenBank genome assembly
AUGUCGUCCUGUUUGCCUUUGCUCGUCUUCCAGCAUCGCAACCACGUCAAUAAUGGCGACGACGACCAGAUGCUCAUGUUCAGCAUAUCUCAGAUGACCCUGCGCACCAACAUGGAGCCUGACCUCGUAGCAAACAAGAACAUGUGCUGGACCACCCCGCAGGGCUGGAUGCUGGUAGUUUCCCCCUCCCCAUCCUCAGCAACCACAGCGUGGCUAUGGAACCCUCGUACCAAGGAAAAGAUUGCUCUGCCGGACUUCGAGGAGGAGCAUGACAUCCCACCGGGCUCCAAGUGCUUGCUCACACACAGAGACGCAACCCAUCCGGAAUGCCUCGUCGUGCUCUUCGAGUACAAGGAACCCAACAUGUGGUGCUGCAAGGUCGGCGGCGGCGAUGGCGAUGGCGGCGUCCACGGUGGUGGCUGGUGCUGCUACACGUACGACAUCGGUGACUACGAGGUGCCCGGCGGUGAGCCUCCUACUAAAGACCUCAUCUCCAGCGUCGCCGCGGUUCAAGGGGAGAUCUUCUUCAUCAGCUCAGCAGAAGACAUGUGCGCCAUCAACUUCUCCUCCUCGACUGAUCACCAACCCGAGUUCCAAUACUUCGAUGCCUGCAUGGUCGAUUUCCCGGAGGGGAUGAACUCGGGUUGCUCGUGGCUGGUGGAGCACGACGACGAGCUCUACCUCGCGUGCGUCAUCUUUGUUGGCUUUGAUGCGGAUAACAUUGGUGCCAUCCAUGUGUACAAGAUGGACUUCUCGACGGAAGCAUGGUGCAGCGUGCGUGACAUCGGAGACGCCGUGUUCCUCCUAGAGGGCGGCGGCAACAUGGGUGCCUCCUGCCAAGCGAGCCCCCUAGGGCUUAAAGGGAAUCAGAUUUACUUCAUGAAGAAUUUCAACGCGGACGAUGCGGAUUUGUGCGUCUUUGACAUAGAAUCAGAGCAACAAGAGAUCACUCGAGUCCACCAUCAUGAGCACCUGAAUCUAUGCCGCAAACCUUUUUGGAUCCUUCCACCUAGCUAG